GCUCUGGUGCGCAAGCGCAGUGGCUGGACGACCGACCGUGUGUUUCCAAAAUGGCGGCAGCGAUGGAUGUGGAUACCCCGACCGGCACCAACAGCGGCGCGGGCAAGAAGCGCUUUGAAGUGAAAAAGUGGAAUGCAGUAGCCCUGUGGGCCUGGGACAUUGUGGUUGAUAACUGUGCCAUCUGCAGGAACCACAUUAUGGAUCUUUGCAUAGAAUGUCAAGCUAACCAGGCGUCUGCCACUUCUGAAGAGUGCACCGUUGCGUGGGGAGUUUGUAACCAUGCUUUUCACUUCCACUGCAUCUCUCGCUGGCUCAAAACACGGCAGGUGUGUCCGCUGGACAACAGAGAGUGGGAAUUCCAAAAGUAUGGGCACUAGAAAAAAAUCUUCCAUCAAGCUCAACUGUUUUAUUAUUCACUUAAUAACUUGCCAUCCUGUUACUUAAUUAUAAAUUAGAUAGAACCAUGUCCUUUCUGCCUUGUCUUUUCAGUUUGCUAUUCCUGCAGUCAUAUUGUAUUCUUUGUCAAAUAAAAUCUAGUUGGAUUCGAGAAC
Molecule: messenger RNA, 551 nt
Organism: Hipposideros armiger (great roundleaf bat)
Lineage: Eukaryota; Metazoa; Chordata; Mammalia; Chiroptera; Hipposideridae
Gene: RBX1
Product: ring-box 1
Exons: 5
Coding region: 51-377 (108 amino acids)
Molecular function (GO): zinc ion binding
Source: RefSeq, a predicted model, not a curated record